Messenger RNA from Antrostomus carolinensis (chuck-will's-widow), 248 nucleotides. RefSeq names its product peptidyl-prolyl cis-trans isomerase D-like. NCBI's taxonomy places the organism in Eukaryota, Metazoa, Chordata, Aves, Caprimulgiformes, Caprimulgidae. The transcript has 2 exons. Gene Ontology annotation, cellular component: cytoplasm; cytosol. Gene Ontology annotation, biological process: protein peptidyl-prolyl isomerization; protein folding. Gene Ontology annotation, molecular function: peptidyl-prolyl cis-trans isomerase activity; cyclosporin A binding. The annotation marks the transcript as partial. The record is from RefSeq and is a predicted model, not a curated record.
UUGGACGCAUUGUCUUCGAAUUAUUUGCUGACGUUGUACCUAAAACUGCUGAAAAUUUCCGUGCAUUAUGUACAGGAGAGAAAGGAACGGGGCCUACCACUGGAAAACCUCUCCAUUAUAAAGGAUGUCCUUUCCACAGAAUUAUUAAGCAAUUUAUGGUCCAGGGUGGAGAUUUCUCAAACCAAAAUGGCACAGGCGGAGAAAGUAUAUAUGGUGAAAAAUUUGAAGAUGAAAACUUUCAUUAUAAG